AUGAGUUGCACGUCCUUGUUGAAGAGCCUGCGACAUCCUGGAAGAUGGGAUCUGGCACUGAGCUUUUGCAGUAAGCUUGGCCAUACCGCCGUGCGGGUGAACCAAUUUGUUUGCAACGCUUUGAUCAGUACCUGCACCAACUUGAAUGCAUGGCAGUUCGGGCUGGCCGCAUUGAUUUGCAUGGGCAUCCUCCGUAUCCACCAGGAUACCAUCAGCUACAAUACAGUGGCUUGGAGCUCUGCGGGGCUGAGUGCCACUAUCCACAUCACGCCGAAGCGAGUGGUGGCUGCGUGUGCGACGCGGCAGCUGAAUGCCUGGCAAGCUGCUCUUGGACUACUCAUGAACUUUGCCAGAGACACGAUCAGUCAAAGCGCCGCUGUUGCCGGCUGCGCCAGCAAUAGCCUCUGGCUUUGUGCUUUGGUGCUGCAACACGAGACAGUCGACUCAGGCAUCGAGACGAACGCGAUUUCAUGGAACACGUACAUGAAUGCCUUAGAAGGUGCUAGCGAGUGGGGCAUCUUGCUGGAAGCGCUGCGGGGCAUGCAAUGUAUCAGCCUCAAGCCAUCCCCGACAAGUCUCACUCCUGUCGUCAACGCAGUCGGGGCGUUAAGUUCUUGGGAUCGCGCAAUCUUUCUGCGAGCAGCUUCUGGAAUCUACGAUCUCAUCCUGCUGAACAGUGCAAUGUGUGCAUACGGUGCGGGGCACCAAUGGAAGCCGGCGCAGUUGUGCCUGGAGGCGAUGAGGGAGAUGCGUUGCUACGACAAAGCAAGCCUCAGUGCAGCGAUUACAUCGUGCGAGAAGGCGAGUGAGUGGCGCUUUGGCCUCCAGCUUGUGCGGGAGCUCAGCGUUCCGGAUUCUGUCGGUUUUGGCGCCGCGAUGAGCGUGGCCGAAAAAGCUGGACACUGGCAGAUAGCCGUCAACCUUCUUUGUGACCUGCGCUUGCAAGAAGUGGAUGCUGACGAGAUCCAUACCAGUGCUUGUAUCAGUGCAUGUGAGAGGGCAGAGGCGGAGAAGGCCAGCCGCCCUGCUUGGUCGGAGGGAGGAAGGAUCGAAGAAAGUGUGUUUUCCAUUCGGCUGAGCUGGCACCCGAACCUGCAAAAUGCGCUGGCGGCCUUGGUGAUCAUUGAGGUUCGUGGUGCUUGGCCAUCGUCUUCCAGCCCACGCGCCAUGAAGAUGUCAAAGGGCGCUGCUGAGAAGAGUGAAACCGACGGAGGACAAGAAGGUGUUGUGACACAGCCUGAGCAGUUUACGACAGUGGUCGGGGUCGGCGGAAGUCGCUUUAACAAGCAGCAGUCUGGGGUCAGUGCAAUCAGCUACCUCUCAGCCCUUUCCGAGACUUUUGCCGAGAUUCGAGAAGCAGGCCCUCUCUUGCUUUCAUCGCUGUGCCUGGUGAGCGCGCUGGAGGGAGCGGACAUGGCCCUGCUACCUGCAGUGUUUUACGCACUUCAGACGGAUCUUGGCCUGCACCUGAAUGACCUUGCCACCAUGACCCUCAUCCAGGGUGUGACAUCUUCAGCAGUGGCUCCCUUCUGGGGCAUUAUCGCCGAUCGAGGAAUCUUGAAGAGGAAGACCAUCAUCAUCAUGGGCUGCAUCCUGCAGGGACUUGUCACCAUGUUGCUGUCGGUGGUCGAUCAGAUGGUCGGGAUGACGAUUCUACGAGCACUCAAUGGAGCUCUUUUGGCCUCUCUACGACCGGUGGCCAAUGGAGUCAUUGCCGAUGUGACCUCGGAGCAGAGACGUGGCAAGGUCUAUGGCUUUGUCCAGUUGUGCUCCAACGUUGGCUUGAUGGCAGGUGGCCUCAUCGGAACACCUCUAUCCACUCAGCUGGUCUGGGGCUGGCAGGGAUGGAGGGUGUCCUUCAUCGGCAUCGGGUCGCUGUCUGUUUUGGUCGGCCUCUUCGCCGUCGCUGCCUUACCAGAACNNAGCCAGAGCGUGAGAACUCUGGAAAGGGAGCAAAG
Molecule: messenger RNA, 1958 nt
Organism: Symbiodinium necroappetens
Lineage: Eukaryota; Dinophyceae; Suessiales; Symbiodiniaceae
Source: the annotation of a GenBank genome assembly